AUGUCAAUCUUCACUGAUAUGAUUGAGGAUUAUAUGGAGGUUUUCAUGGAUGAUUUCUCAGUUUAUGGGUCUUCAUUCAAAAGCUGUUUGGAUAAUCUCUGUAAGGUGCUAGCAAGGUGUGAAGAGAAGCAUUUGGUACUUAACUGGGAAAAGUGUCAUUUUAUGGUUAGAGAUGGCAUAGUGCUUGGCCACAGGGUUUCAGAAGCUGGAAUAGAAGUUGACCGCGCUAAGAUAGAGGUGAUGACAAGUCUUCAACUACCAGAGAAUGUGAAGGCAUUUGAAUUCACUGAUGAAUGUCGCAUAGCCUUUGAGAGGAUUAAGCAGGAGCUUGUGAGUGCACCUAUUGUUCAGCCACCAGAUUGGGAUCUGCCUUUUGAAAAGAAGGAUGCUAAGCCUAGACUUUUGAGAUGGAUUCUUCUUCUACAAGAGUUUGACAUUGAAGUGAGGGAUAAGAAGGGGAUAGAGAAUGGUGUUGCUGAUCACUUGUCCAGGAUUAGGAUUGAUGAUGAUGUCCCAAUUCGUGAUUGUCUACCUGAAGAGCAUGUUUAUUUUGUUGAUACUGGGUUUCGGACUGAAGAGUCGAAGGUUUUGUCUUCGGAUGCAUAUGGUGUCGAUCGACACCAACCAGGUGGCAUCGAUCGACACCCUUUGUUUCCCGAAACGGAUUGGUCUAAUGAUGGAGACUUAGCUGCUGUGGCUAGCUCCAAUCAACCUUGGUAUGCUGAUAUUGCCAAUUAUCUUGCUGCAGAGGUAGAACCAGAAAAAUUCAUAGGCUAUCAUAAGAAGAGGUUCUUGAGAGAGCUAAGGAGAUAUUAUUGGGAUGAGCCUUAUUUGUACAAGCAUUGCAGUGAUGGUGUUUACAGAAGAUGUCUAGCUGAGACAGAAGUUCCUGAUGUUCUAUUUUACUGUCAUGGAUCAGAUUACGCUGGACACUUUGCUACUUUCAAGACAGUGUCUAAGGUUCUACAAGCUGGGUUUUGGUGGCCAACAAUGUUCAAGGAUGCUAAUGAGUUUGUCUCUAGAUGUGAUGCUUGUCAGCGGAAAGUGGCUGUUGACUAUGUCUCCAAGUGGGCUGAAGCAAUUGCAAGUCCAACGAAUGAUUCUGCUGUGGUUCUUAAGCUGUUUAAGACCAUUAUCUUUCCGCGGUUUGGAGUUCCUAGCAUUUUCAUCAGUGAUGGAGUGGCUAGUCCAUAUCAUCCGCAGACUAGUGGACAAGUUGAAGUCUCCAACAGGCAGAUUAAGGAGAUUCUAGAGAAAACAGUGGGUGUUACAAGGAAAGAUUGGGCUAUGAAGCUUGAUGAUGCACUUUGGGCAUAUAGAACUGCUUAUAAAACACCACUUGGCACUACUCCUUUCCAUCUGCUUUAUGGGAAAGCCUGUCAUCUUCCAGUGGAGUUAGAGCACAAAGCAGCCUGGGCAGUUAAAUUGAUGAAUUUGGAUGCCAAGACAGCUUCAGAGAGAAGACACUUUGAGCCUAAUGACCAGGUUCUCCUUUACAAUUCCCGCUUGAAGCUGUUUCCUGGAAAGCUGCGUUCCCGCUGGUCUGGUCCUUUUACUGUUCAAGAAGUCAGACCAUAUGGAGCUAUUGUGCUGUUGAACUCAAAAGGGGAGAAAUUUACUGUUAAUGGCCAAACGGUGAAACACUAUUGGGCAAAAGCUGAGAUACCAGACGGACACAUUGUGCGUUUGGAUGAUGCACCCUCUGCCUAA
Molecule: messenger RNA, 1710 nt
Organism: Camelina sativa (false flax)
Lineage: Eukaryota; Viridiplantae; Streptophyta; Magnoliopsida; Brassicales; Brassicaceae
Source: RefSeq, a predicted model, not a curated record